Suncus etruscus (white-toothed pygmy shrew) is the source of this 423-nucleotide messenger RNA. RefSeq names its product gastrin-releasing peptide-like. Lineage: Eukaryota; Metazoa; Chordata; Mammalia; Eulipotyphla; Soricidae. The transcript has 2 exons. The record is from RefSeq and is a predicted model, not a curated record. Gene Ontology annotation, molecular function: neuropeptide hormone activity. The coding region runs from base 1 to 423 and encodes 140 amino acids. Gene Ontology annotation, biological process: neuropeptide signaling pathway.
AUGCGCGCCCCGGAGCUCCCGCUGGUGCUGCUGGCGCUGCUGCUAGGCCAGGCGCCCCGGGGGCCCGCCGCCCCAGUGCCCGGUCCCGGGGGCCCCGCCUUGACCAAGAUGUACCCGCGCGGCAACCACUGGGCGGUGGGACACUUAAUGGGGAAGAAGAGCACAGGUGAGCUUCCAGAUAUUUCUGAGUGGGGAAUUCCAAAGGAGCAGCAAGAAAUUUGGGAGUACCUGGCGUGGGAAGCAUCAGCAAGAAAUUUGCUAAGCUUCUUGAAAGCCCAGGAGACCAGAGGUCAUCAUCGGUCACCUCAGCCAGAGCCUCUGAGCAGCCACCAGGCUACUCCCUGGGAUGUGGAGGAGCAAGGCAGCUUUCAGGGGGUAAGUGAGCAACCUAAAGGGAGGAUGCAUGUUCUGGGAAGGGGGUGA